Molecule: messenger RNA, 1728 nt
Organism: Anguilla anguilla (European eel)
Lineage: Eukaryota; Metazoa; Chordata; Actinopteri; Anguilliformes; Anguillidae
Gene: rax
Product: retinal homeobox gene 3
Exons: 3
Coding region: 241-1221 (326 amino acids)
Biological process (GO): positive regulation of transcription by RNA polymerase II
Molecular function (GO): DNA-binding transcription factor activity, RNA polymerase II-specific; RNA polymerase II cis-regulatory region sequence-specific DNA binding
Source: RefSeq, a predicted model, not a curated record
ACCAUGAACGAGCAGAGAAGGCGUCGGUGUUGCCAAUAAGACACACGAUUGCCAUCAAUUUAUGAUUUGUAAGAUAAGAUUUUCUUACAAAUUUUUAAAUUUCGUAUAUCAACUGGUGGGAGAAAGUAUUUUAUGACAAAAAUAUCGGCAGAUAAUCACUGGACUAAUCAAUAACCUACAACUACAAUAGUUGUCUAUUCUCACAUUUGCUUCCAUUACGUUGUGAUGCUUUAACAACGUAUGCAAGUUUUCGAUUUUCUACUUACUUUUGAAUUUAAAAUUUUACCCAACACAUUUUCGACAUCAAUGCGGUUUCUUGGAUCAUCCGAAGAGAUGGAAGAACACCUUUCGCCUUCCGGGCGCUUAGUUCUUAACUCAGGAAAUCCAUCCAGGAUUCACAGCAUUGAAGCAAUUUUGGGAUUUAAAGACGAAAAUGUAUUCCAUCAGUCAUUUUCCUCAAAUGCGACAACCAGGCCCACCAAAGACACAGAGAGGAGAAGGAAUUGCAAAAUGUCCACUCUGAAGAAGGAGCAUGACACUGAAAGUUUUGAAACGAGCUUCUGUUGUACUAGCAAUACGGGGGCGUCUAUCAGUCCAGCUUUACCUGAGGGUGAAGGUAGGCUUUCCGAUGAAGAGAAUCCGAAGAAAAAGCACAGGCGAAACAGAACAACAUUCACCACAUUUCAGCUGCACGAACUGGAAAGAGCCUUCGAAAAGUCGCACUAUCCUGACGUGUACAGCAGAGAGGAGCUCGCGUUGAAGGUUAAUCUCCCAGAAGUCCGAGUUCAGGUGUGGUUCCAGAACCGGAGAGCCAAGUGGAGAAGGCAGGAGAAGCUGGAUGUGAACACCAUGAAACUGCAGGACUCACCCAUGAUCACCUUCAACCGUUCGCCUCAGCAGAACUUUAACUCCACCAACCUGCAGCUGGAGCCAUGGCUGAGCCCCCCCAUUUCUACCCCCACCUCCAUCCAGUCGCUGCCCGGCUUCAUCAGCCCCAACCAGGGACUCUCCAACAGCUACACUCCGCCGCCGUUUUUAAACUCCUCCUCCCUCGGACACGGCCUGCCGCACAUAGGCACCAUGUGCCCCCCGCCCCCCUACCAGUGCACAGGCUUCAUGGAUAAGUUUCCCCUGGAGGAGUCGGACCCCCGGAACUCAAGCAUCGCGUCCCUGAGGAUGAAGGCCAAGGAGCACAUCCAGUCCAUUGGGAAGACGUGGUAGAGGGCAUGGAUGAAGGCCAUUUUACCCCCCCCCCCCCUCCCCCCCCCAUAAAUCGGCACAUGUUGUGCUGUGGCAAUUCAAAUCAAUUCCCCCUCCAAGACGUCAUUCACUUUUCACUCUUUUUUCAGAGGAUUUUGUUUUUUGUUUUACUUCUCCUCUGUGUUUUGGUCCAUUGGAAACUGUACUGACUUACAAGAGAAACGUUUGUUUUGAUAUUUAUGUGAAAAUGUAAGGAUUAUUAUGAAAUUUAGUGAAGAACUAUUUUUGGGUUGCUGGAAUCUGUGCUGCCAUUGUGAACAGUCUUUCGUCCAUGGCUUCUUGUCUCAUUAAUGAGGAUGUGAAUAAGAGGUGAAUUAUCAUGCCCCCUACUCUCUUGCUUUUUUCAGCCAUAUUUUUUCCAUAUUGUUUUUAUGUCAUCAGUAUUAUAGUCACAUGAGCUGUUUGCAAGAACAAAGUUUACUGUAAUAUUAAUUAUUUUGGUCAUUCAUCCAAAAACCUAUAUUUUUU